Molecule: messenger RNA, 2879 nt
Organism: Puccinia graminis f. sp. tritici CRL 75-36-700-3
Lineage: Eukaryota; Fungi; Basidiomycota; Pucciniomycetes; Pucciniales; Pucciniaceae
Exons: 9
Coding region: 1-2583 (860 amino acids)
Biological process (GO): mismatch repair; nucleotide-excision repair
Cellular component (GO): cytoplasm; nucleotide-excision repair factor 2 complex; XPC complex
Molecular function (GO): single-stranded DNA binding; damaged DNA binding
Source: RefSeq, a predicted model, not a curated record
AUGAUCUCACGGAGCUGGUCGGAUGCAGAAGUGUUAUAUCAGAACUCUGACGACGUUACUGGAAAGGGAAAAGCGAAAGGGAAUCACCCAGAAGACCAGUUUUUACAACUUCUAGAAUCUGGAGAACCUAUACAUGGUGUUAAAAGCUUGAUGAAGCGUGCGCUGUUGAUGAAGGGCUCCAGAGAUAUGUCCGCUCAGCUCUUUACCAGCUGUCUCAGAGCUCUAGAUAUCCCCGCAAGAUUAGUCUUCAGUCUUCAACCAGUUACUUGGCGAGGUGCCGGCGCUGGAGGCAAGUCUGCAAAUCCCGCGGCUACCACCCAGGAAGAAACUGUCACUGGCGGAUCCAAGUCAGAAAAUAGGAUCAAUUCCGGAGUAAAUCCUACUAAACCGAAAUCAAGGACAGCACAAAACGCGAAAAGCAAGUCAAAACGAGGUGAAUAUGCCACCAAGGCCGAAAAAGCUGCCAAAGCCAUCAAAGCUAAAUCUGUCCGGAUUGAUAAUCAAACCCAAAGUCUCCGUGGAACCGAUGAGGGAGAAGAUGAAGAAGGGGACCUCAACUCACAAGUCGAAACUGUGCCAGUAGCGAGCUCGUCAAGACAUUCACCAGUCAUCAAGUUGCGCAAGUCCAGACCACCCACCAAAUCGAGGAAUUGGGCCAAGAGUCCGAGUCCCGAACCGCAAGAGAUGAAUCGAACGCCAGUCUUCUGGACCGAAGUUUACUCUAGGCCGAUGAAAGAAUGGUAUUGCGUCGACGUGACAAGAAAGAAGAUGCGCUGUAAGAAUAUUAUGGAGCCCAGUAGGAAUAAUCCUGAGAACAAGAUGAUUUAUGUCAUCGCAUAUGAAGAGGAUAAUUUCAUCAGGGAUGUCACGGCUAGAUAUGCCCAUUCAUUCGGCGCAACCACAAUGAAGGCAAGAUUACCUUCCAAAAAGAAUGAGGAAGAUUGGUUUGAACGCGCCGCUGCGAUACUCAAACGUCCUUAUAAAUUGGGUCGGGAUAUCAAAGAAGAUACUGAAAUAGAAAAGGCGCGGGUUACUGAGGCAAUGCCAACAACUGUAACUGGCUUCAAGAACCACCCAAAGUACGCCCUGGAGCGCCAUCUGAGGCGAGAAGAAGUGAUCUACCCCAAGAGGCCUAUUGGUACUUUUCGGGGAGAUAGCGUGUAUCCUCGUUCCUCCGUCAUCGUCUGUAAGAGCACUGAGACUUACAUGCGAGAGGGGAAAAGAGUCAAGGGAGGGGAAAAUCCGUUGAAGAUGGUCAAGCCUCGAGCGGUGACGAUCAACCGUAAACGAGAGACAGAGCUUCUCAAAAUGGACGGCCAGCCCGUCCCGUUACAAGGCUUGUUUGCAGAAUGGCAAACAGAGCUAUUGAUUCCACCUCCUAUUGUUGAUGGCGUAAUCCCGCGUAACGGGUAUGGCAACUUCGAUCUUUUUGCUCCUCACAUGCUACCCCAGGGGGCAAAACAUUUACCUUAUAAAGGGAUUGCUAAAACAGCCAAAAAGCUUAAGGUUUCGUACGCCGAUGCUGUGGUAUCGUUCGAAUUCCAUAGAAGUCGUGCUAUGCCUUUGAUCGAUGGUAUAAUUGUUCCUGAGUUGGAUGCAGAAUUUGUUUUGGAUGCUUACUGGACUUCUGAAGAAGCGCAGGAAGUCAAAGAGUUUGAAAAAUUGGAAGAAAGGUGCUUGAAAAGGUGGAAAAAAUUGAUCAUCGGCCUUCGUAUACGGCAGCGACUUCAACGGGAGUAUGGGCCUCAAGCCACGCAAAUUUCGGAUUCGCAACAGCUUACUAAAGAGCCCAGUAAUUCGAGGAAGACGAAUUCUCAGCAGACAUCCACUUCCGCCAAUCAGCCCUCUAUCGUGGCUUUGACCCCAGAUUCAAAAUUGCCGUUCGAGUUAUACACUGACCAUCAAAUGAACCCCAUGAUAGUCCCGCAAGCGGAUCAUGAUGGCGAUCACAUCCCGAGCAAAGACCUCAGGCAUUCAGAACCGGCAGAUUUGGAAGAGCCGACGGUAGCGGAUGUAUUUUGUCCGCGAUCAGGCAAAGCCGUAGAAUCAGAGACUCUCCCAUGCUCACCAAGCUUGACCAAAGAGUGUGAAGAUUCGCCGGAGAUUGAUACCCCUCGGAAGACCCGACAAUCAACAAGGGUUUCAAGAACAGCUCAACCAAUCAAACUCGCGAAUAGUUCUAAGGGUAUCAAACGGAAAAGCGCAUCUGAGCAUGCGCUGGGCCUGACAAAACAAACACCCUCGAAGACCGGAUCGCGGAGUCGCCAGACUCGACGGAACGGCAGUAUCCACUCGAUCGAUCAGGAUCCAUAUGAUUCCAGUCCCUUGACUUCACCACCUUCGGCGAGUGAACACUCUGAUUAUAGCGCGAUCUUGAGUCCGCCCAAACGGGCGAAAGUCAACCAAAAGUCCCCGAAGGAACUGUCGGUGAUCCCGCGGGAAUCUUCGCCCGAAGACACCCCAGACAAGAACCCUAGAGCCUCUACAAGGCCAACCAGACGUGCGGCCGUCAAGGCUAACGAAAACAUCAGCUUGACUUCCGCUGCUCAAGGUUCCAAAAGAAUCCUCCGAAGUCGCAAAUAAUCUGUAGCUACACUCCUCGUCUUUCCAAACGUUGUACUACUGUUGUUACUGUUGCUUGGGCUGCGAACUCUUACAUUCAUGUCGUGGUUUAUUUAAUGUUUCUUCGAGUUGGGGCUCCCGGAUCCUGAGAUUCUUCAUUGGCUGAGUGAUUCUAAUUAAACUUUGACUUACGCCCGGACGAGUCCACAGUGUAUAUUUGUAGAUCGCCAAGCAGAAAGCAGAAAAUUGAUCAGAGAUGUAAUGUCACUCAUUGAGCUACUGUCUCUCACAAUUGUUACUCAACAUCGAAGAAAAAA